AUGGAGUGCUCCAGGCUUAGCCUUGUAGGUGCUAGAGGCUCCAGCGGCUCGACAUACCGGCUUCCACAUUCUUCUGAGCUUGUGUACAACGCACCGUAUGCACUCAUGAGUAACUGUGUGGUACGCUACGCAGCCACGUCCCCCAGUGCAUGGGGUACCGUAGAGGCUAUAGAUGAAUACAAGGAGAGUAGUGCUGGCGCGGGAGGUACGCGCUAUGUAGUGGCGUCCUUCGCAAACGCUCCGAGCGUAGGAGGGAGAGAUGCAUUCUUUAUGAGGCUCCCGCAGGAUGGCGCGCUAUACCUAUGCUGCGAGGUACUAGACGUCUCCGAUGACUAUUGGGAAGCUAUGGCAAGCUUGCACAGUAUAGGUUACGGCCCGUCUACGCUACACGGCGUAAUGGACCUGCUUGCGGUCAAGGACGUGAGGUCUGUGGAGCUUGAGGUGCGCGGUGCAUCGCUGCUAUCCUCUGAUAAUGACGAGAGAAUGCAGGUGGAUGGACCACAUAGGUUUGUAGACGGAUCGAUACUGGAGGUCAGGUUCUCGGUAGAGCCCAAGGCGAAGGCGGUGGUUAUCCACGACAUGUUCUACAAACCUGACAAGCCUCACGCUAACGAUACUGUAGCAUGUAAAGAGAUAAUAAGUUGCGCGCUUAGGGGAACGCAGGCCCCAGGAGACAUACAACGUCGCGUGGCUAGUACCUGGUGCAGUAAUCUCACUGCUAUGAUGUGCAGUGCCGCUUGGUCUACCCGUAGAGAUGGCAAUAUCGUUGUGGACUUUGGGUCGGGCGGCGGUCAGUCACUUGAUGUGCUGAAAGACAAUGCUUUAGGGUCAUACAUACUAGUACAGCCUGACAAAGCGUACGGCGGUUAA
Molecule: messenger RNA, 870 nt
Organism: Talaromyces stipitatus ATCC 10500
Lineage: Eukaryota; Fungi; Ascomycota; Eurotiomycetes; Eurotiales; Trichocomaceae
Exons: 2
Coding region: 1-870 (289 amino acids)
Source: RefSeq, a predicted model, not a curated record